CUUUCUGUAAGAAACUAAAGGGAAGAUAUGUAAUUCAUCUUAAGAAAGUUUAUUCUUUAUUUCUCUUGAUCCUACUCAGCUUCUUGAAAAAUGCAAGUAUUUCUGACAAAGAGGAUUAGUCAGUUAUGGAAGGAUCAGCUCUUAAUGACUCUCACCACUGUAAGAAACAACUCAGAUAGUUUUCCGAUACUGAUUCUAAACUGUGCAGAAUAGUACAUAAUGACAUAGUAAACAUGAACAAAAAAAUUCAGCGGAAAAAGUGCCAUACUUACUAAAUGGCAAAAUAGAAAAAUAACACUUUUUAAAAACUUCUUGCUGUCAUGUUGUGACAAAACUAGUUGAAUUUUAAGUUUAGGCUUUUCCAUUUCAUCUAAUGUUGACUUUUAGGUUACUGAAUGAGAGUGUGCCUAUAAAUGUUGUAGUCUUAAAAUAACUCACUUGUAAAGUGCCAUAAACUGCUUUAAAAAAAUUUUUUUUUAAGGAGCAAGAAUAAAGAUGCCAAAUUGCAUAUUUUUUGUUUUUUAUUUACUAAAGUAUCAUAACUUUUUUUCUAUUACUCUGUUAUUUUCAAGCUCUUCCAGGGUUAAGAAUUGGGAAGCUUAAAGACAUCUUCCAUUUAAACCUAAAUUUUAUAUUCUCUUUCUUUUCUCCUAUUUUCCAUUAUACUCAAACUGCUUCUUCAAAAUCAUGGAUAAGAUUUGUUAUGUCAUAGGGCGAGGAGGGCAGAUAUGGAAUUUUUACAGGUGAUUGACCUGUAAGGUUUAGACUGCCAGAUGAGUACAGCGGCAGUUAGUUGGUCUUAUAAUCAAUGGAUAAAGUGGGGAAAAUGUGGAAUAACUUCAAAUACAGGUGUCAGAAUCUCUUCAGUCAUGAGGGAGGAAGCCGUAGUGAAAAUGUGGAUAUGAACUCCAACAGAUGUUUGUCUGUCAACGACAAAAACAUCAGUAUAGGAGACUCAGCUCCUCAGCAACAAAGCAGUCCCUUAAGAGAAAAUGUUGCCUUACAACUGGGGUUAAGCCCUUCAAAGAAUUCUUCAAGGAGAAACCAAAACUGUGCCACUGAAAUUCCUCAGAUUGUUGAAAUAAGCAUUGAAAAGGAUAAUGACUCAUGUGUCACCCCAGGAACAAGACUUGCCAGAAGAGAUUCCUACUCUCGACAUGCUCCUUGGGGUGGGAAGAAGAAACAUUCCUGCUCUACAAAGACACAGAGUUCACUGGAUACUGAUAAAAAGUUUGGUAGAACUCGAAGUGGACUUCAAAGGAGAGAGAGGCGAUACGGUGUAAGCUCUGUGCACGACAUGGACAGCGUUUCCAGCAGAGCCGUAGGAAGUCGCUCUCUGAGACAGAGGUUGCAGGAUACUGUGGGCUUGUGUUUUCCCAUGAGAACUUACAACAAGCAGUCAAAGCCCCUCUUUUCUAAUAAAAGAAAAAUACACCUUUCUGAAUUAAUGCUUGAGAAAUGCCCUUUUCCUGCUGGCUCGGAUUUGGCCCAAAAAUGGCAUUUGAUUAAACAGCAUACAGCUCCUGUGAGCCCACAUUCAACAUUUUUUGAUACAUUUGAUCCAUCCUUGGUUUCUACAGAAGAUGAAGAAGAUAGGCUUCGAGAGAGAAGGCGGCUUAGUAUUGAGGAAGGGGUUGACCCCCCUCCCAACGCACAAAUACAUACGUUUGAAGCCACUGCACAGGUUAACCCAUUAUAUAAACUGGGACCAAAGUUAGCUCCUGGAAUGACUGAAAUAAAUGGGGACAGUUCUGCAAUUCCACAAGCUAAUUGUGACUCUGAAGAGGACACAACCACGCUGUGUUUGCAGUCACGGAGGCAGAAGCAACGUCAGGUAUCUGGAGACAGCCAUGCCCACGUUAGCAGACAGGGAGCUUGGAAAGUCCAUACACAGAUUGAUUACAUACACUGCCUCGUGCCGGAUUUGCUUCAGAUCACAGGUAAUCCCUGUUACUGGGGAGUGAUGGACCGUUACGAAGCAGAAGCCCUUCUGGAAGGGAAACCUGAAGGUACAUUUUUGCUCAGGGACUCUGCACAGGAGGACUACCUCUUCUCUGUGAGCUUCCGUCGCUACAACAGAUCCCUGCAUGCCCGAAUUGAACAGUGGAAUCACAACUUUAGUUUUGACGCUCACGACCCGUGUGUGUUUCACUCCUCCACUGUAACAGGACUUUUGGAACAUUACAAAGACCCCAGGGUUUUUGAGUGCACAUGUACAUGGUCUACUGUAUUGAUAUAUUAUCUAUAG
Messenger RNA from Physeter macrocephalus (sperm whale), 2248 nucleotides. Its product is annotated as suppressor of cytokine signaling 5-like. The transcript is spliced from 2 exons. Bases 809 to 2248 code for a protein of 479 amino acids. Gene Ontology annotation, cellular component: phosphatidylinositol 3-kinase complex. The record is from RefSeq and is a predicted model, not a curated record. Gene Ontology annotation, biological process: phosphatidylinositol phosphate biosynthetic process. NCBI's taxonomy places the organism in Eukaryota, Metazoa, Chordata, Mammalia, Artiodactyla, Physeteridae. Gene Ontology annotation, molecular function: 1-phosphatidylinositol-3-kinase regulator activity.